Molecule: messenger RNA, 2227 nt
Organism: Eucalyptus grandis
Lineage: Eukaryota; Viridiplantae; Streptophyta; Magnoliopsida; Myrtales; Myrtaceae
Product: putative pentatricopeptide repeat-containing protein At1g02420
Exons: 2
Coding region: 190-1626 (478 amino acids)
Molecular function (GO): protein binding
Source: RefSeq, a predicted model, not a curated record
CAGGUUGCUCAUCCUAAAACCCUAGCCCCCUCCCCCUCCGCUCGGCACCGCCAUGCUCGCCUGAACCUCUUCGCCUCGCCGGCCGGAGACCACCGAUUCCGACCUCGCGCAGAAGCUCCGAUCCCCUGCGCAUCCUUCGCUUCUCCGAAACGGAUCGAUCGGGAACCGUUCGCCAUCGGGCCCGGAGCAAUGCGAAACCUCAGGGCGCUGUCGCAACGUUGCCGUCCAUGGCGCGCCGACACGGUCUCGCGCUCCUUCGCCUCCGCGUCGACGCCGGCGGACGUCGACGCGGACCGGCUGUACGACGCGAUACGGAGCUUCUCGUCUCCGGACGAGCUGAAGCAGUACUUCAAGUCGAGCAGGAUAGUGCUGUCGAACGAGGUGGUCGACGGCGUGCUCAAGAGGUUCAGGUUCGGCCACGGGAACCCGCUGCAGGCGCUUGAGUUCUUCCGCCACGCGAGCCGCCGGCGAGGGUUCUACCACUCCGCGUUCUCCGCGGACACGAUGCUGUACGUCCUGGGGAGGAGCCGCAAGUUCGACCUGGUCUGGGAGGUCCUGACGGAGAUGAAGCGGACCGAUCGGUCGAUGAUCACGCCGCGGACUGUGAUGGUGGUCCUGGGCAGAAUCGCCAAGGUCUGCUCCGUGAGGCAGACCGUGGAGUCGUUUCGGAUGUUUAGGAAGUUCGUCCCUGAGUUCGAUACGACCUGCUUUAACGCGCUGUUGAGGACCUUGUGUCAGGAAAAGAGUAUGCAGGAUGCUAGGAAUGUUUACCACGCCCUGAAGCACGAUUUCCGGCCGAACUUGCAGACUUUAAAUAUACUUUUGUCAGGAUGGAAAUCUGCAGAAGAGGCCGAGAGUUUCUUCGAGGAAAUGAAGGAGAUGGGUGUGAAGCCUGAUGUUGUUUCGUAUAAUUGUUUAGUUGAUGUGUAUUGUAAAGGUAGAGAAAUGGACAAUGCAUAUAAGGUCGUCGAUAGAAUGAGGGAAGAAGAUAUCUCGCCUGAUGUGAUCACCUAUACUAGCAUUAUCGGUGGGCUGGGGCUAAUUGGUCAGCCAGAUAAAGCUAGAGAUGUUUUGAAGGAAAUGAAGGAGUAUGGUUGCUACCCAGAUGUCGCUGCAUAUAAUGCUGCUAUUAGAAAUUACUGUAUUGCGAAAAGGCUUGGCGAUGCGUAUAGCUUGCUGGAUGAGAUGGAGAGUAAGGGUUUAAGUCCAAAUGCUACGACAUACAAUCUGUUCUUUAGAGUUUUCUUUUGGUCGAAUGACUUGUGGCGUUCUGAUGGCUUGUAUCGGAGGAUGAUGGAUGCUGGAUGUCUUCCCAAUACACAGAGUUGUAUGUUUCUGGUUAAGUUGUGUAAGAGGCAGGAGAAUGUGGACUUUGCCUUAAAGCUAUGGAAUGACAUGAUCGAGAAAGGAUUUGGAUCUUACACAUUGGUAUCGGAUAUAUUACUUGAUUUGCUCUGUGAUUUGGGGAAGUUGGCGGAAGCUGAAAAGUGUUUCCUGCAGAUGGUAGAGAAAGGUCAAAAGCCAAGUCAUGUUUCCUUUAGGAGAAUUAAGGUCCUGAUGGAAUUGGCAAAUAGGUCUGAGGCCCUCCAGGACUUAUCAGAGAAGAUGAGAAUACUUCAGUCCUAAGAACAAUCUCCUGAGAAUUGCAAUUGAUCACCAGUGCUUGCCUUUGCAUGCUGAGAUUUGCUGCACCGUGUCAUUUACCUGAUUGUUGCAUCAAAAGCAGUGGCACCGGAUGCUUGAGGAAUUGACUUUGUGAAGCUUUUGAAAUUGCCUGUGCUCAGCUUCAAUGAUCUGGGAAAAGGUGGAGGAUUGACACACGAUGAAGAUGACAUGAUACAAGACCUUGGAACAGUCAUUCAUGCCAAGCUUGAUGCACGUGAGCUCAUAGAGAAGAUGACAUGAUAUGAGACCUUGGAACAGUCAUUCUUGCCAAGCUUGAUGGAUCUGUCUGGUAUUCGGCGAUUUUGUGAAACUCAUUCAUAGCUUUCUUAUGCCAAUAAAUGAUGUACUUACCGAAACAGAGCCACUAGUAGAUCUCGACUCUCAUGGUCAGGAAAUCCAUUUGCAGAUUGCUAGAUUUCUAAAUAUUCCAUCGAUUAUAAUUGUUAAAGCAUUGCACAAUUCUUUUGAAAUUUUGCCCAGAUAGGGACUGUUGAGGAGUUCAAACUAAUGUAAGGAAGGAUAUGAUGUCUUUCUUAUAGACGAAACUGGUAAUUUGGUGAAA